Messenger RNA from Symbiodinium natans, 471 nucleotides. Lineage: Eukaryota; Dinophyceae; Suessiales; Symbiodiniaceae. The record is from the annotation of a GenBank genome assembly.
AUGAGCCCCAGCAUAGCCUCACCAUUGGUUCAGGAUACGAAAAGUCGUUGCCUCAGAUGCACUUUGGCUCGCUGUGUCUGUCUAUGCAUUGGGUGCAACCUUUGCUGGUUUGCAUGCGCACUGAGCCCACAAGCCAAGCAGCCGUGGCAGGGGCCCAUGGCAGUUGCCAUGCUGGCAGCGAUCGCACUGCUCACAUCUGAUUCUCGUCUUCAACUACUCCUGGCCUCUUGCCUCAACUUUAUCCUGGACUUCUGGUGGAGGAUAUGGGAAAGGGUCAGCAACAGACUUUCCUGCAAGGUCAUUGUCUUGUACGUCUUGAUCGGACUGGUUCUCGUAAAGGUAGCCUUCUUCCUGAUUUUUGACCUUUCUCUCUUAGAGUCCGGGCUGCUUGCCAUCUCGGUGGAAUGGGCGGUUUCAUUUCCACUCCUGGUCUACGUUGCAGACGUCAUUUUGAAGGACGAGGAACGAUAG